GUGGCGCACCGAGGUGGAUGCGCCACAAAAAUAAAGCAUUAUGUGGCGCACCAAGGUGAGUGCGCCACAAAAUAAGGGAUUAUGUGGGGCACCAAGGUGGAUGAGCCACAAAAAUAAGGUCCUCCCAGUAUAUCUUUACCCGUACCCUCACAAAUCCCCCACCCCCACCAAGGAGGAUGGUGACGCGGACGGCGACGAGAAGGAGAAGGAGGGCGUGGAGGUGACGCCGCCCCGAUCUCCAUCACCGAUCCUUUGCGCCACCGUCGGUGUGAUCCCCUGCCUCAACGUCCUCCGCACCGUCGUCGUGCCGAUGAUUAGAAUGCUUGGUCACCGUACACUCUGGGGUGGCGUAAGUGAGCCUGUCACUACACACUCGGGGGCGAUGCAAGCGAGCCUGCCGGGAGAGAGGAGGGAGCAGAGGAGGAACCGGAUGAAGACCACUUUCAUCGCGAUGAUGCUCGUAGUGACUCUCAUCUAUUUGUAUCUUGAGAUGAUGAACUUUGUAUGAAUUAAGAUUUGUAUGUAAAAAUUUGUAUGAAUCGAGACUAUAUGUGUAUCUCGAUCGGGCUCUAAGUAAUGUGAUGAUGAUGUUUAUAUUAUAUUUGUGCAAUAUACAUGCUACUUAUAUUA
This is a messenger RNA of Lolium perenne, 630 nucleotides long. Lineage: Eukaryota; Viridiplantae; Streptophyta; Magnoliopsida; Poales; Poaceae. The record is from RefSeq and is a predicted model, not a curated record.